This is a messenger RNA of Solanum stenotomum, 2322 nucleotides long. RefSeq lists its product as uncharacterized. The record is from RefSeq and is a predicted model, not a curated record. The transcript has 3 exons. Lineage: Eukaryota; Viridiplantae; Streptophyta; Magnoliopsida; Solanales; Solanaceae. The coding region runs from base 1 to 2322 and encodes 773 amino acids.
AUGGAUAAGUUUCUCAUCAAGUUACCAAAGCCAAAAGAUGGCCAACCAAGUUCUAGCUCUAAUCAACCAUUUGUGAGUUCACAAGUUGCUCCGGAAGUUCAAAGACAUACAAAUUCUUUUCCACUUUCAAAUAUGGAUAAUAUGCUUGAUUUUAAAUCUCUUGAAGCAGAUCCCAAAGAUCGAAUGCCUAUUUCAUCUUAUGGUCCUAAUAUUCGAGAUGCGGUAAGGAGGUAUUACAUUCAAAAAAAGCCAUGUCAGCCUGUUGAUCAUAUCUUCCCUAAAACUAAGUUUGGAGAAAAAAUGCGUCAAUUUCGACCAACUUGGUUUAAGAGAAGAUCUCAAUGGUUGGAAUAUAGCAUUAAAGCAGAUGCGGCAUUUUGUUUGUGUUGUUAUUUGUUCAAGAAUGAACUUGAAAGUCGUGGAAAUGCCGGAGAUUCAUUUACAAGAGAUGGUUUUAGGUGUUGGAACAAAGCUUUAGAAAGAUUCAAAAAACAUGUUGGUAAGGUAAAUAGUAUCCAUCAUAAAUGUUUCAAUAGGAUGCAAGAUUUGAAAAACCAACGACAAUCGAUCCAAUCUUCUUUUGACAAGCAAAGUGAAAAGGCAAGAAGUGAUUAUCGGAUGCGUUUAAAUGCCUCAAUUGAUGUAGCAAGAUUUCUCUUGACAUCGGGAUUUCCAUUUCGUGGGCAUGAUGAAAGUGAAGGUUCCGAAUAUAAGGGUGCUUUUCUUGAACUUUUGAAAUGGUAUGGGGAUAGAAGUUUUGAUGUGGGAAGAGUAAUAUUAGGUAAUGCUCCACAAAAUGAUAUGAUGAUUUGUCCGACAAUUCAAAAAGAUAUUGUGGAGGCUUGUGCUAAAGAAACAACUAAGGCUAUCAUUGAAGACUUGGACGGUGAUUAUUUUGGAAUAUUAGUUGAUGAAUCAAAGGAUGUUUCUCAUAAGGAGCAAAUGGCUCUAAUUUUGAGAUAUGUCAACAAAAGUGGAAUGGUGAUAGAGCGAUUCUUGGGUAUUGUCCACGUAAAUGAUACAUCUUCUCAAUCAUUAAAAAAGGCAAUUUAUUCUUUGCUUUUGGAUCACUCAUUAUGUACAUCCAAAAUACGUGGUCAAGGUUAUGAUGGGGCUAGUAAUAUGCAAGGGGAAAUAAAUGGUCUCAAGUCUUUGAUUUUACAAGAUACGUCAUCUGCAUAUUCUAUUCACUGUUUUGCUCACCAAUUGCAAUUGGCACUUGUAGGUCUUUCCAAAAAGAAUUCGGAUGUGGAUAAUUUUUUUUAUGUUCUCACUAAUAUUUUGAAUACUAUUGGAGCUUCAUUUAAACGCAGAGAUUCACUUCGACAACAUCAAGAAGAUAAGUUGGAAGAGUUGCUUAAAUUUGGAGAAGUUCAUACAGGGCAAGGUUUGAAUCAAGAACGUGGCCUCCAACGACCGGGUGAUACUCAUUGGGGGUCUCAUUUUAAAACCUUGGACAAUUUCCUGAUUCUUUUUUCUUCAAUUGUUAAUGUGAUUAAGGAUAUGAAACGUGAUUGUCCAUAUCAUCUUGAUAGAUUUGCGGCGAAAAAUAUUUUGAGCAAGAUUCAUGAAUUUGAAUUUGUCUUUAUGUUGCACUUGAUGUUUAAGGUGUUGCUAUUGACGAAUGAGUUGAUUAAAGUUUUACAAAAGAAAGAUCAAGAUAUCGUUAAUGCUAUGGGAUUGCUUGACCUUUCAAAGAAACGAUUGCAAAUGAUGAGAGAGGAUGAAUGGGACUCUAUGAUGGAUGAGGUUAGCUUAUUUUGUGGUAAACAUGGAAUUUCAAUUCCCAAAAUGAAUGAAGACUACUCUAAUGGGAAGUCGAAGCAUAAGAGUGACUUGCUCCUCGGUAUGACUAGUUUGAGUCCGGUUGAUUCAUUUGCUAAUUUUCACAAGGAUAAGAUAAUGAAACUAGCCGAGUACUACCCAAGUGAGUUUGGUGAUAAAGAGAUUCGGGAACUCAAUUUUCAACUUGAUGAUUUUAUUGUCUAUGCUCAAAAGUGUGAUAGCAAGUUUCUCAACUUGAAGGGAAUCAAGGAUCUUGCAAAAGUGAUGAUAGAGACAAAACUAGAUCAAACUUGGUCACUUGUGUAUAUACUUGUGAAGCUAACUUUGAUUAUUCAUGUUGCUACCGCAACCGUGGAAAGAGCAUUCUCAUCAAUGAAGUAUAUAAAGAAUGAUUUGCGUAAUAUGAUGGAUGAAGAUCUUUUGAAUGAUAAUGGUGCCCCCAUGUUCUUGAGAUCCUGGAUACGCCUCUGUGGACAACCCCCUGUUAUUACUUCUACUCCACAUCCAUACGCCUUUCCUGCACCAAUCUCAAAUUAA